Messenger RNA from Argentina anserina (silverweed cinquefoil), 1371 nucleotides. Its product is annotated as dehydrodolichyl diphosphate synthase CPT3-like. Gene Ontology annotation, biological process: polyprenol biosynthetic process. Gene Ontology annotation, cellular component: endoplasmic reticulum. The coding region runs from base 175 to 1047 and encodes 290 amino acids. The transcript is spliced from 2 exons. Lineage: Eukaryota; Viridiplantae; Streptophyta; Magnoliopsida; Rosales; Rosaceae. The record is from RefSeq and is a predicted model, not a curated record.
GGGAGCCAAACUCUUCGUCUCUUUCUCUUCUCACUCACUGCCUCUAAAGUCAAUUUGUGUCCCUCCUCCAGAUCCCAGUUCCCACACUGCGAUUUCCAAUUCAAAUCCCGAAGCACCAUCCUCACAUUCUCCGGUCAUAUAGAUUAUAGCAGCACAGUUGUACGGGGGUUGAGGAUGGAGAAAACCGGUGGCAAUAGAGCAACCUGGGUUUUUUGGAGCAUGAUUAGUUUCUUAAGGAGAUGUCUUUUUCUUGUGAUUUCCGCUCGUCCUAUACCUCAUCACAUUGCCUUCAUCAUGGAUGGGAAUAGAAGGUAUGCUAAAAAGCAGAAGUUAAUGGAAGGGACUGGACAUAGGGUUGGUUUUGUAGCUCUCAUGUCCAUGCUUAAGUACUGUUAUGAGUUGGGUGUAAGAUAUGUAACAAUAUAUGCCUUUAGUAUUGAUAAUUUCAAAAGGCAACCUGAAGAAGUUCAAUCCUUGAUGGACCUGAUGCAGGAGAAAAUCGAAGGGUUAGUUAAAGAAGAGAGCAUAGUUAAUCGCUAUGGAGUUAAGGUGCACUUUAUUGGGAACCUAAAGCUCUUGAGCGAACCUGUUAGGUUGGCUGCAGAGAGGGCUAUGCUGGCAACUGCGAAUAAUUCUAGAGGAGUUCUAUCAAUCUGUCUUGCCUACACUUCUACUGAUGAGAUUGUGCAUGCCGUUCAAGAGUCCUGUGAACAAAAAUGGGAUGAAAUUAGUGUAUUGAAUGCUAGUGGAGCUCGGUACGGUGUAGAUAAAUAUGGAGAGAAUGAGAAGGAUGAAAAGGAAAACAUUGUAAAAUUGACAGAUAUCGAACGGCACAUGUAUAUGGCAGUUGCUCCGGACCCUGAUAUUUUAAUUCGUACUUCUGGGGAGACCCGCCUGAGCAACUUUCUUCUGUGGCAGAGUGCAUACUGUUGUUUGUACUCUCCCUCCGUGCUCUGGCCUGAGAUUGGAUUUCGGCAUUUUGUUUGGGCAAUCUUGAACUUUCAGUGUAACCGCAUAUAUCUGGAAAGAAAAAAGAAACAGUCAUAACGAUGUUGAAUGAUCUCUACUUUUACUGGACUACUAUUCAGUGUUACAAAUACAGAUUAAAUGCAGGCUGGUAACGUUUUUUCAGUGCUCUUGCCUGUAGUUCUUACCUGAGAUUGUAAAAUGACAUCUGCUGUAUUGUAAAAUAUUUUGCUUAACACAGUAGAUUAGGUUUUGGUCUGUGAUAUUUUUGAUUUGCAUAGCUGACCUUUUUGUAGCCUUGAUGAUAUCAAUUUGCACUUCCUUACGCACUCUCUUCCCAUGACAUGUUAUGAAUGUUCUUUCUGUAACACAAAAUCGGAUAAAGCUUUUGAGAUUUCAACUCUU